ACACCAAAGUCAGUUCCCGACGGCGACGAUUGAAAGUUCACGGCAUAUAUAUGAUGAGUAGCCUGUCGUUUUACUUAUGGAGAAGCCUGUUUCUCGCCAGUAUCGUAACAUUGGAAGGCAGUGGUGCGUUUCAGUUUCGCUGUGAGCUGAUCAGAAAGAACUACACCUGCACCAUUGCCAACUACAAUCCAGUGACGGAAGGCUCGUUCCUGUUUAACCACGUGCCCAACAGGACGGACAAGAUUGUGUUUAAAAAUCUGCUCCUUCCUAUAGUGCGCAGUACGCCGUUCAGCUACAUACCUCCCCAUGUUGGAAUGUUGUCGUUUAGUGAGUCGAGCCAGGUGCGUGUAAUGAUCGUGCCUAGCAACAUUUCCAUCACCCAGAUUACCGUAACGCUCCCCUCAAUGAAUAGGAUUCGGUUCGAAAGGAACUGCACCCUGGCGCAACUGCUAAUCAUGCAAAGUAACUUAGUAACGUUGCCACCAUCGCUGCCCAAUCUUCAAGCUCUAUCCUUCUUGAAGCUCUCCCAAUCGCCCUUGGAAGCAGUCAAUUUAGCAUCCUUUUGUAACAUCUCACAGCUGGCAACCGUUAACCUCAGGAACAAUCUGAUCGCCUCGCUAACGUUUCAAGCUGCUCCAAAUCCAGGGUGCAGUCCAGCCCUGACAAAGCUAGCGCUGAGCGGCAAUAGGCUCAGAGUGGUUAACAUGACAGUGUUUGCCAGUAUGCGAGCCCUUCGGACGAUCGACUUCGAGAACAACUGGAUCGAGACGGUAGAGGGACAGUUCAACAACACCAACGUCAGGACGGUGAUACUAACAAACAACAAUCUGCUAACGAUAGAUCUGUGCCGGUGGAGCACGAUGCCUGGCGUAGUGUCGUUUACCUUCGCCAAAAACAGUUUGCAGCAAACGCCGAAAUGUUUGGGACGUUUGCCACGGGUGAAGUUUCUCAACUUUAACCACAACAAGCUGACGCGCAUAGCGAUCGAAGCGUUCGCAAUGCUGAAGGAGCUAGAAUUUUUGUAUUUCACCAGCAAUGCUAUACGGACGGUCACCACCAAUGGUAGGCAGGUGCCGCCGAGACUGCGGGAAGUUUACUUCGACCACAAUCCUCUGCAGUUUGUGAACUUGACGAGCUUAUCGCUCGGCUCGCUACGAGUUCACACCUAGAAUGAAGUGUGUCGGAUAAGUUAAUGUGUUUUUAAUGAUCGCCAGAAUAAAAGCAAUUAUGCAAUUGUGAAGUCAUCUCAAGCUGCUAGGCUCCAGAGAAUCCAGAGCCUCCUCUGCCUCGAGCGUUUAAAUCAUUAGGGGGUUUCAUUGUGUCGCAACAGGUAAUCAAGUCUACGUCACACACACAUCCCUAACA
Molecule: messenger RNA, 1365 nt
Organism: Anopheles stephensi (Asian malaria mosquito)
Lineage: Eukaryota; Metazoa; Arthropoda; Insecta; Diptera; Culicidae
Product: leucine-rich repeat-containing protein let-4-like
Exons: 2
Coding region: 51-1169 (372 amino acids)
Molecular function (GO): protein binding
Source: RefSeq, a predicted model, not a curated record